CACAGAGAGAGUGAGAAAGUGGAUGGCCUAGAAGGUUGGUCUCACAUGUGCUAAUUGGCUCUCGGCAGAGUUCUCAGCUCUGCUAGGAAGCAGGUAGAGGGACGCUGUCCGACUUUGGGGGGGGACAACUUGUGGAAGCAUGAUAGUGUAGGGUGGCAGCUUACCACACAGACGGUUUUUUUGUUAGUUGGUUUCACGUGUGUCCUGAAGAGUUCCAGGAAAAUGCGCUCAGACUGGUUUCACAGGUAAAAGACUAUUUUGAUACUACUUUCCUGAAUAUAUACGUUAUCAUUUUCUUUUGUGGAGCAACAGUAACUGCGCAUGUUCUUCCUUUACUUUUCUUUUUCUUUACCAAGACUCCUACUGGCUGCGGUUAUAGUUUACCACCACCACCAGGCCUCAGCCUCAGGUACAGGACAGUACGGUACGUACAUUUUCCACCGCUGUGCCACACACGACACGGCGUCGAAGGAACGCGUCACAACAGGUCUGACUGCGUGCGUCGCUAGCGCAAAAGCAAGCAUAAAAUAUCCUCCAUUUGUUCGUUUGUCUCGUUUAGAGUGCGAAGGGCCGCGGUGCGACGAAACGACGCAAAACGCCGAGUCCCGCAAGCACUUCGAGAGGAUGAACGCGCUCGCUGACGAGCGGAAACUGCGAGAGGCGGGACCCGUCAUUCCCUUCGUGGGUCUCACGGAAAGUUCCAAGCAGAGUCGGACCUGCUGUCAGAACGGAGGCACAUGUAUUCUGGGCAGCUUUUGCGCUUGUCCCAAGCACUUCACCGGCAGGAACUGUGAAUAUGACCUGCGGGUCAAGUACUGUGGCGAGGUUCCCCAUGGCCAGUGGGUAAAGAAAGGCUGCUCGUACUGCAGAUGUGGCUAUGGGUCUCUUCACUGCUUUCACAAUGUCUUUCAUAACUGUGAUGAGUCCCAGGAAGUGCAGUGGUUCAGAUCAAGUGGAUCCAGAGUGCAGCUGAAAUGCCUGUUGUGUCUAGCACCUUUGCUAGUGUUAACUUACCUGUGGUGACUGUUAGUCAUGUAAUACCUGUAAAGCAUUUACCUAUUUGAAGAUUAAAAAAAAUGUUACCCUUUUUAGAGCUCCCCCCCCCCCCCCCAAGGUGCCAAAUCUGCUUUUAUUCUGCACCCUAAUUUUUGCUUCCUCCUUUUGUAUAGAGCAGUAUUUUUAAACUCCUGGAAGCUGUAAAUAGUAUUUUCAUUAAAUGAAAAUAUGGAGUACAUUAUUUGUGUGUAUUUAGGUGAGGUUGCAGUGUCAUGUGCACAGAUUUGUCUACCACAUAAUUACUGAAUCACAAUAGAUUGCAUUUUGGAUUUUUACUGAUGUACAUUUUGAUAUGUGGUCACUUUCCAUGGGGGAAUUUUAAUUAUUAAAAUGUUGCCAGUAUGCUGGGGUUUUUCAUUCUGGUUUCAAUGGCAAAUGCUACAUUUGUGCCUUUUUCUGUUUAAUGCUUUUGUCUAGUGCAAUAAACAAUACUAUACAAAUUUUUUCUGCUAGGACAUGUAGAGUACACUGGGCUGUUAAUGAUAUAUUGUCAGUUCAAGCAUUUCUUUGCUAUCUGGGGAGGGCUAUUGAUAAAGCAGGAAUGACACUUGAUUGGUGGGGCACUUAUGUUUUGGCUAAGUGACCCUUAGACUGUUUUCCUUUCCAAGUCUUAUCUCAGAUGCUGUUUUACUAAUGUCCAGACAAAGGUUGCUCAAACUUAAUUACAACUGUUUACACUGAAGUUUAAGUGAUUUAAACUAUGUAUGGGGGCAAAAAUUUGGAUUACUGUCUUGGUAUUUAAUUAUAGAAAAAAUGGCAGGU
Scleropages formosus (Asian bonytongue) is the source of this 1818-nucleotide messenger RNA. RefSeq names its product teratocarcinoma-derived growth factor 1 (gene tdgf1). The record is from RefSeq and is a predicted model, not a curated record. Bases 322 to 1023 code for a protein of 233 amino acids. Lineage: Eukaryota; Metazoa; Chordata; Actinopteri; Osteoglossiformes; Osteoglossidae. The transcript is spliced from 4 exons.